Messenger RNA from Haemorhous mexicanus (house finch), 762 nucleotides. Its product is annotated as serine/arginine repetitive matrix protein 1-like. The coding region runs from base 326 to 655 and encodes 109 amino acids. The record is from RefSeq and is a predicted model, not a curated record. NCBI's taxonomy places the organism in Eukaryota, Metazoa, Chordata, Aves, Passeriformes, Fringillidae. The transcript is spliced from 4 exons.
AGGAAGGGGGGAGGGAGAAGUCUGGGGGGGCUGCCUGUCCUUAGUCCCCCCCAAACCCACCCUGAUCCAUCUCCCGCUGGGAAAACACCCCCCCCCCCCCCCCCCUUAUAUCAAAAUAACAAAAACCCAACAAUUCGGGCAAUUGGCACAAUUACCCCCACUCAAAACCGGGCUCUUCGGGGGUGUCCCUGCUGGGACCCGCCCUUUUAUUUCCCCCCUAGGGGUUCCCCCCGCCCAAAUUGCCGUUUUCCCAAGGUUUCCCCCCCACUUUUCCCAGCGUUUUUCCCCCGCUUUUUUCCCAGCGGCGCAUCCGGCGGGGAAUGGGAUGACGGGACCUUCCUGUUCCCGGCCCCGCGCCCGCCUCACGCCCGGGGGACGCCCCCGCCACGACCCCCCCCCGCACCCCCGAGCCCGGCGGGACCCCCGGAGCCACCCCCGGAGCCCUCCGCAACGCCCCCGGCCCCUCCCGCGCCGCCGAGCCGCCGAGGUUUUAGGGGCUGAGUCCGGAGCUGCUGUGGGACCCCCCGAGACCCUCAAAGAGCAGUCCCCACGGGAGCCCCCAUGGAGCAGGACGAGCCGGACGUGGUGGAGCUGCAGGACUCGGACGAGGGGGACGUGGUCCGGAGGGUCUUCAUCGCCGAUGACGGCAUCGUGAGCGACGGCGAGGCCGAGGUGCUGCCGCACGAGAUCAUCCGCACGGUGAUCCCGCACAGCCCCCUGCGCCCCCCGCCGCCCCGCGGCACCCCCGGCCCGGCCCCGGGG